GACAAUGGUUUGACGAAAGGACAUGAGCUCACUGUGCUGGCUGAAAAAUCACAUUGGAUUUGGCAUGCAGUGGACGAAAAAAAGUAGUCUACUGAGUUUGAAGCGCUGCUUUUUUAUUUCCACGUGGUUUUGACGCUGGGUGCUAAGCAACGCAGACUAGGGGCUGGUAUUAUAAGAGAAAGGAGUGGUGGUAGCAGCAGAUAGGGGAAGCGCCCCGCUGACAGAGGCACAGGCAAAUGUGAUUACCGCGCUAUUAGUCCCAUGCGAGACACGGAUCCAGAUCCAACAUGGGUAAUUAUAUAGCAAGGGCCUUCAUAAAAGCGUAGCUCGUCCAUUUAGUAACGUGUCCUGAAACAAGCUGCUUUGUCGACCAGCGUAAAAAAACUAAGUCAUGAAACUGCUCGCCAAUAUUUGUUGGCGUAUCAAAGGACUUCUGUGACAGUCAGAAAGAAUCCUCAAGGGGAAGCAAGGCGAUCUCUCAAAUGGGGUCUGACAACGUGACUAACGAAACUUUGCUUGGAGGCCUUCCGUACAGGAUGGAAAUCUCAAUUCCCCUUACGAUACUCGUGGGGAUUCUUAUCCUCUUAACAGUAUUUGGCAAUGUCCUUGUAAUUAUAGCAGUGUUUACAAGCCGGGGCUUAAAAGCCCCACAGAACUUAUUUUUAGUUUCCUUAGCGUCCGCUGACAUUCUGGUGGCCACACUGGUCAUGCCAUUUUCUCUGGCCAAUGAACUAAUGGGCUAUUGGUACUUUGGUAAAGUUUGGUGUGAAAUUUACCUUGCCCUGGACGUUUUGUUUUGCACUGCAUCUAUUGCCCAUCUAUGCGCCAUCAGCCUGGACCGGUACUGGUCCAUCACUAAAGCCAUCGAGUACAACCUCAAACGAACUCCCAAGAGGAUAAAAUGCAUUAUCGUUAUAGUUUGGGUCAUCGCUGCAGUUAUAUCAUUCCCUCCUUUGAUUACGAUGGAGAAAGAGGGUGCCAAGGAGGAGGGUCCAACGUGUGAAAUCAACAAAGACAAAUGGUACAUAAUAUCUUCGUGCAUUGGUUCAUUUUUUGUCCCUUGCAUCAUCAUGAUUCUCGUUUACAUUCGAAUUUAUCAAAUUGCAAAGAAGAGAACGCGGACCCCUCCGGGAAAGAGGAAAAAAACAGAAGCAGACAAGAAACACAAUGGCUUAGAGGAAGAACAACGCUUUCACGAAAAAUUAACCGGGGAAAAGGACGUAGAGCAGAAAGAAAAGGUUGAGCAAGCUGAAGUAAAUGGAGUUGACAUAGAGGAGUCCUCUUCUUCAGACCAUAAUGUGAACACCCCAUGUUCGAUGAAAAAGAAGAAAGCCGAGAGCAAGACAAAACUCAGUCGAAUCAAACCGGGAGACAAUAUUCCGAAAAGAGAGGACCGUUUGAGUGCUAAAGGAUCCAGAUGGAAAGGACGCCAAAACAGGGAAAAACGAUUCACUUUCGUGCUUGCAGUGGUGAUAGGAGUUUUUGUAAUAUGCUGGUUUCCGUUUUUCUUCACUUAUACACUGACAGCCAUAUGUGACUCGUGCAACGUACCCCUAACACUGUUUAAGUUUUUCUUCUGGUUUGGGUACUGCAACAGCUCCCUGAACCCCAUAAUAUACACAAUAUUUAACAAUGAUUUUAGGAGGGCUUUUAAAAAGAUACUUUGUAAAGGUGAGAAAAAACAAAUUGUUUGAGAACUGUCUCUGCAAGGACACAUUUUACAAUUCAUUGUGUGUGUUGAUCACGUAUGUAACUGUAAUUAGCUUACACAGCAAAAAAGGUUCAGUUAAUUCAACUUUAACAGAGUUAUUGAGCGCAGUAGGGAUCAAACAAACUUUAUCUGCGAAAACUGUAUUCCAUCAGAAUUCAUUUAACACAAUGUAGUUUACUAUGUACUGUUUUCCAUCCUAUUUUGCAAGUGAGUUAACGUGCAUACCAGUGCUAAGUGCACAGUCAUUUUAUAUAACGUAUUGAGAAAUGUAUACACCUGUGCCAACUGGGGAAAGAUCUUCGAUUAAAAAAAAUGACAUCAUGCAUAUAUUUUCUUCUGUCAUGUAAUUGUUUAAGGCUAUAGCCUAGUAUAUUACGUCAGUGAUGAUAAAUAUUCCACAGAUGUGUGGUUAUUGUUAUUUAUAUUUAUGGAUGUAUAACCCUGAUAUCGUCAUUUAUUGCGUGCAUUUUUUCAAAACGUGUCGGUAUUUUGUCAUGUUUAACAUGAUGUUUUCAUAAACUGCAACAUUGAACAGAAACGUGUGGUAUGUAAAUGAUUUAAUAAAUGCAUUUUUCACA
This is a messenger RNA of Anguilla anguilla (European eel), 2289 nucleotides long. RefSeq names its product alpha-2A adrenergic receptor-like. The record is from RefSeq and is a predicted model, not a curated record. Gene Ontology annotation, cellular component: membrane. Bases 483 to 1694 code for a protein of 403 amino acids. Gene Ontology annotation, biological process: adenylate cyclase-activating adrenergic receptor signaling pathway. Lineage: Eukaryota; Metazoa; Chordata; Actinopteri; Anguilliformes; Anguillidae. The transcript has 2 exons. Gene Ontology annotation, molecular function: adrenergic receptor activity.